AUGGCUAUCAAAGAGAUGGCGCACGCUGUUGGUGACUCGAACGGCACAAAUGGCCUUGACACCGAGGGCUCCUUGACAUCCUUCAAGAAUCUAUACCAAGGUCCGGCCGACAACAAUAAGAAAUGGACCUGGCUUGACAAGGAACCCGAAGACGUCCCUGAUGCUGCGGAGAAUGAACAGACAGCUCAGCACGCCAUCAUCACACGCCUACAAAAGGCUAACGACUCACGCAAAAAGUUCGAACUCCACUCCAUCAUCAUACAAUCACCCCAGCUGAAAGAUUCUCUCGCCGAGAUCCUGCAGGACUAUCCUGGCAUCCAUUGUGGACUGAGGAGGUUAGAAUUCGAGGCACCGUUUAGUCCAUUCGUCCAUCGCUGGUCGCAGCUUAUCGAAUACAAGGCUAGGAAAGAUCUUGACGAGACAACAGCACAACACAUAGAACUGCUUUACAACGUACUGAGAGUUGAGCUCAACGAUGUCAUCACGACGUUGGAUGACUACGUUGACCAUGGUAUCGUGGAUUUCGACCAUGUCUGGACUAUCUUUCAGCCUGGCUCGAUCAUUUAUUCCGGUUCUCAUCACGGUACAUACGGAGCUUACAGGCUCCAGUCCGCAAAAUACAUGAAAACUCAAUGUGGCAGGGUAUAUUCGCUAAGCCUCGAGGCAGUCGAUUUCAACGGUACUGUAUUCGGGCGAUCAACUACACAAUUUUCUAUCAGGGAGUUCAUUGGUACAGUUCCCAUUACCGGUCUCUCAGCAUUCCCGUUAUCGUUGCAUCCCAAACAAGACGAGGUUAAGGAACUGCUUGUUGCUCGCGGCAAAAAGUUCGAAGCAGUGGCAGGCCGCCAUCACAAGGAGUAUAACGGCUUCGCAGUCUCGUGGAACAAGGAAGACAAGGAAAUUCCCUUUACCUGCAGCGGCCGCAUCAUCAUAGACUCGAACAGCUUUGGGCUCUUUUCCAAUCGCUACUUUGGAAAUAGCGCGCCCAUCCCCGCUAAAGAGGGUGCGCCAGAGCCCGGGUGCGUCGUGAAAGAGGUCGACACCGAUGAUCUCAAUGACACGGCAUACGUCUUUGGCAAGCAGGCAAAGACAGAGCAGAUUCGUCUUACUGAACAACAUCAUCUGAUCUGCCUGUCUCGAGUCCGUGGAUAUUCCCUCAGGAAAAAAGAGUGGCUGCUCUUCUACCUCGACCAGAUCAAAGACAUUGACUUCAACACAAACGCAUUCGAUUCCCUCGUCCUUCCCCCCGACCAAAAAGAACUCAUCCUAUCCUUUGCAGAAUCGCAAGCCAUGCAGAGCACCCCCUUCGACGACGUCAUCAGCGGCAAGGGACGCGGCCACAUCACGCUCCUCAGCGGUCCCCCCGGGGUAGGCAAGACACUAACCGCCGAAUCCGUCGCCGAGCACAUGCGCGCACCGCUCUUCAUGAUGUCGUCAGCCGACCUGGGCCUCAACCCCGAUAAAAUCGAAAGCAACCUAACCGACAUCCUCGAAAUGGUCGCAACGUGGAACGCCGUCCUCCUCCUCGACGAAUGCGACGUGUUCCUCGAAGCCCGCUCCACACACGACCUCGAGCGCAAUAAACUCGUCUCUAUCUUCCUCCGCGUCCUCGAGUACUACGAGGGCCUGCUCUUUCUGACUACGAAUCGCGUGGACAAUAUCGAUGCGGCGUUCCAGAGCCGGAUUCAUAUCAGCAUCGCGUACCCGGCUUUGACGGUGGAGUCUAGACGCCAUAUCUGGGAGAACUUCAUCGUUGGCUUGGAUUUGCAGCAGGAUUGGCGCAAGGAGGAUCUGGAUGAACUGGCAAUGGUGAUGUUGAACGGGCGGCAGAUCAAGAACGUGCUGAAGAGUGCGGCGCUGCUGGCUGCGAGGAAGAAGGAGGUGCUCAGUAGGAAAUACGUCGACAUGGUGUUGACGAUUGAGGGGAAGAGACCUGGUGUGGCGGAGAAGUUUUAG
Molecule: messenger RNA, 1956 nt
Organism: Dothidotthia symphoricarpi CBS 119687
Lineage: Eukaryota; Fungi; Ascomycota; Dothideomycetes; Pleosporales; Dothidotthiaceae
Product: P-loop containing nucleoside triphosphate hydrolase protein
Exons: 1
Coding region: 1-1956 (651 amino acids)
Molecular function (GO): ATP binding; ATP hydrolysis activity
Source: RefSeq, a predicted model, not a curated record